AUGAAUGUUGAUUCUGAUCCCUUCGAUACUGGAGCUAGUUUUGUUGAACUAUAUUUUGGUGUUAAUAUGGUUGGUUUCUCUUAUGACUUCGAUACUGCUCUGGGAGACUUCGAAUCUAGUGUUCGAGCGGCAGCAAAGUUCCUGAACUUUGAUGCUAAGGCUGCAGGAGAGAAAAGAUUACUCCAGCUGAAUGAAUUGGAUGAGUUCCGGCGUACUGCCUAUGAGAAUGCCAAAGUCUACAAGGAAAGGAACAAAAAGUGGUAUGAUAGGAAGAUAGCUUCUAGAGCAUUUGAGCCUAGUCAAAAGGUUCUACUUUUCAAUUCUAGGCAAAAGCUCUUUCCUGGGAAGCUUAAAUCAAGAUGGUUAGGACCCUUUGUAGUUACUAGAGUAUCACCUUAUGGUCAUGUGGAACUUGAAGAUAGGAAUUCAGACAACAGAUUCAUAGUCAAUGGACAGAGAGUAAAACAUUACCUCAAAGAUGAGAUUGAUCGUCAGAGAUUUACACACCUACUGACAUAA
Arachis stenosperma is the source of this 519-nucleotide messenger RNA. RefSeq lists its product as uncharacterized. The record is from RefSeq and is a predicted model, not a curated record. The transcript is spliced from 2 exons. NCBI's taxonomy places the organism in Eukaryota, Viridiplantae, Streptophyta, Magnoliopsida, Fabales, Fabaceae. The coding region runs from base 1 to 519 and encodes 172 amino acids.